This is a messenger RNA of Agrilus planipennis (emerald ash borer), 974 nucleotides long. RefSeq names its product alpha-crystallin B chain-like. The transcript has a single exon. Gene Ontology annotation, molecular function: protein folding chaperone. The record is from RefSeq and is a predicted model, not a curated record. The coding region runs from base 152 to 790 and encodes 212 amino acids. Gene Ontology annotation, biological process: protein refolding; response to heat. NCBI's taxonomy places the organism in Eukaryota, Metazoa, Arthropoda, Insecta, Coleoptera, Buprestidae.
AAGCCGGCAAUCGACAAGCGGUUCAUAAGUGCGAAGUCGUUGAAACCGUUCGAAUGGGCAAAAAUAAUAAUUUGUUAAAAACGAAUAGUAACAAGCGUGUUUGUUAAUUUUAAACGUGAGAUAAGAAUUAUUUUCUUACAUACAAACUAAAAUGUCGUUAAUACCUUGGCAUACAUCUGGUCCAUCGAGAGCCCUUUUAGAUCCAUAUUUUGGUCUUCGUUUGAAUGAGAAAUUUUUGGAUCCUGUAACACUACCACCAUGGGAAACACGUGCACCAUGGCAUGAAAGAUCGAGGAGACCAUCACCAUUGAUACCUUGGCAUACAUCUGGUCCAUCAAGAGCACUUGAUCCAUAUUUUGGUCUUCGUUUAGGUCAUGAAACUUUUCUGGACCCUCUAACAAUCGCUCCGUGGGAGAGAUCCUACAGCUGGGACACCCCUCCACAUACAGAUGCUGCGUCCACUAUCAAGGAGGACAAAGACAAAUUUGAAGUGAAUGUUGAUGUCCAACACUUCUUGCCUGAUGAAAUUAAAGUCACAUCAUCUGGAAACACGCUGACCGUCGAAGGUAAACAUGAAGAAAAACCUGAUGAACAUGGAUCAAUUUCAAGGCACUUCGUGAGGAAGUAUGUUCUCCCAGAAGAUCACGAUCUAAACCAUUUACAGUCGCACAUAUCCUCAGAUGGUGUUUUGACCAUUACUGCACCAAAGAUACCUGCUGAUGGUAAUAUGCCACGAGCUAUACCAGUUCAACACACAGGCAAACCAAAAAAAGCCAUCAAGCACAAGUAAAAAUGUAGAAAAAUUUAUUAAUCAUUUAGUAUUACAAUUUCUUUUUUUACUUAAAAUUUCUUACAUUGAUGAUAUCACUUAGAACAGGUUGCAAAGUUAACACAGAAUAGAUCACUCAUAAUACAUACAUUAGAAAUAUAUUCGUUCGCUAUGCUUGUAGUUUGUAAGUGAUUUCUAAAAUUAC